AUGCCAAGAAGUGGAUGUGGAAAGCCAGUUUUCCCGCCAUCUGGUCGCGUCAAAGGGGAGGCACCAUCAGGCCAAGGCAUUUGCAUUUCGGUGUGCGCGUCGGGGGCGACCACGCCUAGAUACGACGGCCACGAGGAGGAGGAGGAGGAGGAGGAGGAGGAGGAGGAGGAGGAGGAGGAGGAGGAGGAGGAGGAGGAGGAGGAGGAGGAGGAGGAGGAGGAGGAGCAGUGCAGCGGAAGGAAGAUGGAGAGGGGCGGGUGCCUUCACAUACCCACCACCCCCGCACCCUCUCUCCCCCCCUAA
This is a messenger RNA of Closterium sp. NIES-65, 303 nucleotides long. The record is from the annotation of a GenBank genome assembly. Lineage: Eukaryota; Viridiplantae; Streptophyta; Zygnematophyceae; Desmidiales; Closteriaceae.